Molecule: messenger RNA, 3435 nt
Organism: Naegleria fowleri
Lineage: Eukaryota; Heterolobosea; Eutetramitea; Acrasida; Naegleriidae
Exons: 1
Coding region: 1-3435 (1144 amino acids)
Biological process (GO): regulation of DNA-templated transcription
Molecular function (GO): zinc ion binding; DNA-binding transcription factor activity, RNA polymerase II-specific
Source: RefSeq, a predicted model, not a curated record
AUGCAGCAACACUACACCUCGCUCAGUAGCAACGGAUCUAGUAGCGCUCAACAGCAAACUUACGGAAGUACCAGCAACAACACCACCACCACGAGCACCACAAGCGUGAACAACAACACCACCACGGGUUCAGCAACCACCAACACCACCACAACACCUUCCUCUUCCUAUAACUCAUCUCCACUACCACCUUUAAAUUGGACAAAAUCAGAAACUUCAUCACCCUCUCUCUCAAAUUUAGAUUAUGGCUCGUUGCUUCCUUCUUCUCCUCUGGUUUCACCCAAUGCUUUUCCUUCUUCGGCAGUUUCACCAUCUGGGAUGAUGGUAGGAUGUGUUUCGACUCCUCCUUCCAACCAUCAGGUAACCAAUUCUCAACCACAACCAUCACCACAACAACCACCUCACCAUAAUCCCUAUUAUACGGGAUCGAGCAGUACUCAUGGUGCCUACUCUUCCUCCUAUCAUUCACAUCAUGGUACUUCGGGUUAUCACUAUUAUGGUCAUCAUCAGAACCAACCUCCUCCACCACCACCUGCACAUCAUCACCAUUAUAUGCCUCCACCUUCCAUGCCUCCCUCUCACCAUCAUCAUCCACAACAGCAUACGUUUCAUGAAAAUGGUGCUUCUAGUAAUCAGCAACAACAACAUUUACCACCACAACACACCAUGAUGAUGAAUAAUACUCCGCACCAGCAGCAAGCAUCAACCAUGUCGUAUCAACCAUCAUCAUCGCAUCAUAAUCACCACCAACAAAAGGGAUCUUCUUCGCCCUCUACAUCGUCCGAUUCUAGUAACACUUCUUCUUCGACUGGAGAUGCAACACCUACCACUGGGAAUCGAGUCUCAUCCUCACAACUUUCUAAUAGUAAUACCUCACAUAGUACUAAUAACAAAACAAACAAGUCGCAGAAUAAUGCAGACAUGACCUCAGACAUGAUGUCUUCAGCUACCACUACUGCUCCUUACUCUCCAACACACACCACAUUUUCUGAGUCAGUGGCAACACCUGCAAUGGAUGACACCCAGGGAGGUCAGUUCGCUCAAAUUGCCUGCACGAAUUGCAGAUCCAGACACAAGAAGUGCACUCGUGAGCUUCCUGUAUGUACCUACUGCAAAAAGAUGGGAAAGCCAUGCAUCUAUUUGAAGAGUAGAAAGGGCCAGGAUCAACAAAAUAGAAAAAAGAGAAAAAAGAAGAAAGAUGCCUUGAAUGAAGAUCAUGCGUCUAACUCAACAACAUUGCAACAGGGAAAUACUGAUAAUUUUGCUACACCAACAAUCACAACAGCAUCGAAUAGUAAUACACUAAUGGUUCCUCAACAACCAUUGAACCCAACAAAUAUGGCCCCACCUUCUACAGUCACAACAACAACCGUCAUGGCAUCUGGUACUUCGGCCUGUUUGGCACCUCCUCCCAUUGUAUCAUCAUCAAGUAACAACACAACCACAACAACACCACACAGUGUUGUCGCAAAUUCGUCUUCGUCUAAUUCUUCGACCUAUAACGAUAUGCAUUCCCCAUUACCUUCCUCUGCACAUGGUUCUUCUCCUCUCUUAACACAUCACUACAAUCCAAUGGCAUAUUCCGAGAGAGAUGUUCAAGACCCUACUUCUAUCUCAAUGGUAUUUUCAUCAUUUAUUCACUCCAUGAACUUUAAAAUUACAGCACAUAAAUUACUGGACUUGUACUAUAAGGAGUUAUGCGCUGGAUUUGCUCUAGUUGAUAAGGGGCUUAUGGAAGGACUCAUCGAUCAAUUGAUGGGAAGUGACGGCUCUUCUUCCAAUAACUCUACCAUGAUUUUGAACCAUAUUCAAUUGGAUUCUGUGACACAAGAUGGUCUCAUUUCCAUACUUUACUCCAUUCAAGCAUUAGCACUCCAGCAAAGUGGUGAAUAUGUGCUUAAGGGUGAUUACAGGCAACGGCUCAUGGAAUUUUUACACAAUGCUGCUAAGGAAAAAAUUGCAAAGUAUUUUGACAAUAUGGACAAUAUCUAUGUCGCUGUUGCGUUGCACUAUUUAUCUGACUAUUUGUGUGGUGAAGGAGAUUUUAGAAAAACCUCACUUUAUUUGGCCAUGGUAAAACAAAUGAUAGGACUUCAUGGUUAUGGUGGACCAAAUGAUCACCAAGUAGGCACUGCAUCUGCUUGUUACUCUUCGCAAGAUAAUCCUUCUCUUCCCAAGUUUUUGUUAAGAAUUUUAGUAAGAUAUAAGGAGACUUUCCUUUCCGACUACAUGUCCAAACAAAAUGGAGGGCAAGCAAACAGUGCCAGCAUGAAGUUAUUCGGAGUUUUUGCAUCAAGAGUUAAACUGGACACCAGUUUCUUUGAUAGAGAAAAGGGGUUCAUUGGUAGUCAGUACUUACCGCAUAUUGAACACGUGGUACAAAUUGCUCACACAUAUUAUAGUCUCUUGUUUGAGACCAUGUACCAAGCGCAAGGAGAUUUGUUCUGUAUUUUCUCAAACGUUUUUAUUAGAGAAUUUUACUUGGAUUUGUACAGCAAAGUAGAAAAAGUACCUGCAGAAAUUUUACUCUCAUUUGCAAAUGACAUUAUUUCGUACACUAAAAUGGAAAAGUACAUAUUCGCUCCCUAUGUCAUUGCGAAUGGUAUUGCAAAGGCAGUGUCCGUUCGUUUAGAAUAUUGGAAGCAUACCUAUCAUCCAAUUGAUUUCAGAGAUGAUUUGCGAGCAUUGAAAGUUCUUUCAACACGUUAUGGUGUCGUUCAAAAGCUCUAUGGUGAUCUUAUUAAUCAAAUCGAAAAUGCAAUUCUUUUGCAGUAUAGCAGUAACAGUUCAACGGAGAGAUUGUUGACGAGUGGACUUCAAGGUGUGAACCCUCCUCUCGUGGGAAUGCAAAAUCCAAUUUCCUUUGCUUCGUCGUCAGCAUCAUCGACUCUGACACCAGCAACCACCACAGAAACAACCUCUUCUUCUGAUAUUGCUGCGUCUACUUCAACACCAUCCAACACCACCGAAACUGAACAGGAUGGAACAAGCAUUCCUUCAUUUGAUGACUCGGCUCCACUUACUCCUCUACUUGAUCCCUUUAGUGCUGCUGGAAAUGCAAACAUUCUCACCAUGUUAUUUAAUGAAGUUGGAAAUGAAAGAGGUGAUUCACUCACUGAAGAGUCGUACUUUAUGGAUGAACAACAUUCAGAAUCAACACCCCAAGAAAGAGAUCAUAAUCCAUUCAUUAAGGGAUACCAUCUUGUUAAGAUGAUGAUUAAGCAACUUUCUCGGCUGAAAGAUGCACUCCAAAUUCCUGACAACAAAGUUAGAGAGGAAUCUCUGAAAAAGGCCAAGUCAGAGCUCAUUGAAGAACUCAGCAAGGCUCUUCCAAAUGAUGUUGAGGCAAAGUUUAUUUUAGAGUUAACCAAACAUCAACACCCUCAACAAAUCCAUCCUUGCCAAUACUCUCACUUGGCUUUGUUGUUUGAGUAA